Spathaspora passalidarum NRRL Y-27907 is the source of this 3416-nucleotide messenger RNA. Its product is annotated as putative carboxylic ester hydrolase. The record is from RefSeq and is a predicted model, not a curated record. Lineage: Eukaryota; Fungi; Ascomycota; Pichiomycetes; Serinales; Debaryomycetaceae. Gene Ontology annotation, molecular function: monoacylglycerol lipase activity; acetylesterase activity. Gene Ontology annotation, biological process: medium-chain fatty acid biosynthetic process; medium-chain fatty acid catabolic process. Bases 23 to 1417 code for a protein of 464 amino acids. The transcript has a single exon.
UUUGACUGUAUAUUAACUAAGAAUGCUUGGUCUUUUCACAUCUCAAGUGGAGAAUUAUAUUCCCAAUACUCCGAUUAAAUUUACCCCAAGGGCUGAAGGCGAGCCAACCACUACUCUUCCCGACCUCAUAAAAUCAAAAGUUCCCGAGCUCGCCAAGGGAUACUCGUACUUUAUAAAUCCCGUAUUGUCAUCAGGCCAUGCCCAAACCGCGUACACUGCAUUAAACAAAUUCGCCAACCUGUUCCAUGUUCAUUACAAGCGCCGUAUCCUAACCGUGGAAAACAAGACGUAUACACUUCCCACUGGUGAGAAACUCAAGUACGAUCAGUGGGAGGGGGAAACCACAAUUGCGUUAGACUACGCCUUGCAAAGCCAUCAAAAUUCCGACCCGGAACAUGUGUGGUACAAGCCAAGUUCUCAGACGAAGGAACUACCACCAAGAACCGAAUACAUGAAUCCAGAAUUAGAACCAACCAUCAUCGACAACAGCGAUGAUAAGCCUUUGCUUAUUGUGUUGCAUGGGCUAUCCGGUGGUUCCUACGAGGCAUAUAUCCGAGCAGUAUUAGACAAGAUCAUACUUGAUCCAUUCAAUUUCGACGCUAUAGUGUUGAACUCGCGUGGAUGUGCCAAUCAUACAAUCACCAGUCCGCAAUUAUACAACGGAUUAUGGACUAAUGAUUUGCGAUAUGUCAUGAAUGAACAUGUGUCUAAAUUGUGGCCCAACAAACGUGUUUACCUUAUGGGGUUCUCCUUAGGUGGGGCGAUCUUAGCUAACUAUUUAGGACAAGAAGGUGAUGCCGUGUCGAAACAAAUCAAGGGGGCAUGUGUAUUAGGAACCCCCUGGGAUUUCCCUGAUAGUGCUAUUCAUUUACGUGAGAGUAUCAUUGGCCAUAAUGUCUAUUCGCCAACCAUGUGUAGCAACUUGCUAAAGCUUUUAGACUCGCAUGGUCUUCUCUUGAGUCAAGAACUUGUCAAACACUUUAAGGAUAAUCCUGAUCAAUACAAUAUUAAAUUCUUGAAACAAUUUGACAACUACUUCACCGCCAAACUAUUUGGAUUGAACUCGGCCGAUGAAUAUUACAGAUUAGCAUCCCCAGUGCAAAGAUUAAUGAAAGUCAGGGUUCCUACUGUAAUUAUCAGUUCUCGUGAUGAUCCAAUUACAGGAUACAGAACCUUGCCUGUGUCAGAAGUAGAAUUGAACCCUUAUUGUACCUUGGUUACAACUACGGUCGGUGGUCAUUUGGGUUGGUUUACCGUGACCGGAGAUAGAUGGUAUACUACACCUGUCUGUCGUUUGUUCACUGAGUUGGAUAAGUAUAAUGUUGAUCAUGCUAGUGUGACUGAAAAAGAUUUACCUCGUGAUAUCUCCACUAGUUGGAAAUAUGAUCGCUUGGUGAAUGAAAUGUUGGUUGAGUAAAAAUAUGGAGAAAAAAAAAAAAAAUAAACUCAACUUUAUAUAACUAGAUAGAUUCUUUGCAUAUGAAAAAUGACUAAUACCCCUAAUAAUAUACUAGAGAGUGCUGGCAGUAGUAUAUCUACUACUAAUACAUCUAUAACAGUCAGGCCGAAUCAGCAAUCCACCACAAACAAUAGCAGCAACAACAACAACAACAACACCAACAGCAACAACAGCAACACUUCCCUAGCAUCGACAUACAAAUGGGUACGAAAACUACGAACGCUUCCAUCAAACCCCAAGUCAAAUGAUUUCCUCAAAUUAGAUUACAUUGAGGUGAACUUGAACAAUUCACGAAAAUUGAUUGCUAAUGUAUUGAAGAUGUCGCAUACCAGUCAAGAAUAUACCGACUGUUUGGAUUUGCAAAUUGGUGGCAACCUAGUACAAUUGACUCAGGUAAAGAAGGAACUAGAUUGGUUGGAUGAUAUUUAACCUGUAGUCAUAUACUAGUCUUACAACUGUUAAUUUGAUUAGCUAAUAUUUGUGUGGUGGAAAUAAUAAUUCUUGCCACUGGAAUUCCAUUGAAAAAUGUGUACCACCCGUAAAACACCCCUACUUGGACAUUCCCCAAUUCUACAAAACUAUCAAUGUCUAUGUGUAUAAGUAUAUAAUAACCUGUUACCCUAUCUAUUAUUUCUAUUAACCAGAUCAUCAGUAUCACUGAAAUCUGUCAUUGCAAUAGCAACAUCCUCCAAUUUAUUAUAUUGUCCAUUCCUCUCUAUAUCCUCAGGACCAUCAUCACUAGCACUUUGGUUAUCCAAAGGCUUGAACUUCAUAAUGAUGAUGGCGUUUCCGACAAUCAACAUCAUUCCUAAAAACGAUAAAAAUUCAGGCAAAUGACCCCAAACGGUCAAAUCCCAAAAUAAUGCAAAUACCAUACCGGAAUAGGCCAUAAUUGCUGCUCGGGAGGCCUUGACUCGUUGAAUACCGGCAGUAAGCGAAAACUGCAUAAAGAAACCAGAAAUCCCAAUAACCAUAAAUAAAAACCAUUGAUAGCCAUCAGCAGGCAAUACAAAGGAUAAUGAUGGGAUAACCAAAAUUGCAAAAAAUGUAAUUAUGCAGCAACAUAAGGAAAAAUAACUCACAGAUAACAAUGGAUGAAUGUCCUUACCUAUCUUUCGCAACACUACAUAAACACUCAGGACCCCAAAAACACCCAAUAGCCCAACAACAGUGGCAAUGACUCUCUUUUCGGUAGACCCAGACUCGGUAGCUUCAUCCAACUCCGACGUUUCUGCAUCAGAUAUCACCCCAAAUAUGAACGAAGGUUUUGCAAUCAAAAUAACCCCACCGAAUGAAACAACCGAACAUACUGCUUCCAAAAUAGAAUAACUUUCUCCAAGAACUAUAAACGCCAAAAAAGCGGUAACCAUAGGAGCUAAAAACGUGAUCCCCACCGCAUCAGAAACACUCAAAUAUUGCAAAGAAAAAUACAACCCAAACACCCCGAAAAAUCCAAGUAACCCCCGCAUAAUCAAUAAUGUACGAACCUUUUUCGGUCCAAAGGGAGCUUCUGGGAUCGACCUUGUUACUCCCAUAUAUAUCAAACAUAGCACAUACGUAAUCAACAUACGGAUGAACAAGAUUUGCAAAGGGUGAAUCGGCACAUUUGAAUCCUUAUCAGUAACCAACAAUUUACAACUAGCAAUCAUAAUCGAAUUGAGGAAAUGCGAUAAUAGUAACAAACAUAACCCAGAAUUGGGAAGUAUAUAUUGAUUGUACUUGGUCCUCAUUUUGCCAAUGAAUGAACUGGGACCAGUGCUUAUUAUCGACGAUGACGUCUCCCAAGCACUUUCAUGGAAUCGGUCAAACGAGUUUUUCUUUUGUUCGACACCAACAUCUUCUCCCCACGUGGGUGCAACUGAGUCUCUUUGUUGCUCUUCUAUAGCAUCGCCUCUUAGUAUAGACCCAUUACGACUACCUGUUUCCAUUGGAGUAGACAUGGUGAUGGCAAAAAGAU